Molecule: messenger RNA, 1960 nt
Organism: Didymella exigua CBS 183.55
Lineage: Eukaryota; Fungi; Ascomycota; Dothideomycetes; Pleosporales; Didymellaceae
Product: NGP1NT-domain-containing protein
Exons: 4
Coding region: 47-1852 (601 amino acids)
Cellular component (GO): nucleolus
Molecular function (GO): GTP binding
Source: RefSeq, a predicted model, not a curated record
CGCCAAUCUUCUUCACCACCACCGCAAGCCGCCAUACACAGCAAAGAUGGGAACCGGCAAGAAAGAGGCCAACCGCAAGGAGCGCCAGGGUAAAACCGGCGAUGGUAUGGGCAACGUGAAGGUCAAGGGCGAGAACUUUUACCGCUCGGCGAAGAAGGUCAAGGUCCUCAAGCGCCUGACAGACGGCAAGGCCCAGAGGAACGCUGCCGGAGACAUCACCAAGGCCGCCUCCUACCAGUCCCGCGAAGCGCCCGUCGCCCGCGUCGAGCCCAACAGGAAGUGGUUCAAUAACACCCGAGUAAUCUCCCAGGAUGCCCUCGAUUCCUUCCGCUCGGCUGUCCAGGCACAGGCCUCCAACCCCACGACCUUUCUCAUGAAGCGCAACAAGCUGCCUAUGAGCCUGAUCGAGGAGAAGGGCAACAUCAACGGCCUCAAGCAGCACGGUGCCAAGAUUGCCGUGGCCUCGCAGCCUUUCUCAGAGACGUUCGGCGUGAAGGCUCAGCGCAAGAAGCCCAAGCUAGACUUCAGCUCCAUUGAAGACCUUGCAGCGCGCACCGAGACAAUGAACGAGACGUACCACGAGAAGCUCGAGCAGGCUAAGCUGCUGUCAGGCACAUCUGCCGACCCAGAUGAGAAGAACGAGGACGGCGACUUUGCCAGUGCACGCGAAUUUAUCUUCAUGAAGGGCACCUCGAAACGUAUCUGGAACGAGCUAUACAAAGUCAUCGACUCCAGUGAUGUUAUCCUCCACGUCCUUGAUGCCCGUGACCCCGACGGCACGCGCUGUCGCAGUGUGGAGAAAUACAUCCGCACUGAGGCGCCUCACAAGCAUCUGGUCUUCGUCCUGAACAAGGUCGAUCUGGUACCCUCUAAGGUAGCAGCUGCCUGGGUGAGACAUCUCAGCAAGGAGUUCCCCACUCUCGCCUUCCACGCCAACAUCAACAACUCCUUUGGAAAGGGUUCUCUCAUCGCCCUGCUCCGACAAUUCUCUUCCCUCCACAGCGAUCGCAAGCAAAUCUCCGUUGGUAUGGUUGGCUAUCCCAAUACAGGAAAGUCUUCCAUUAUCAACACAUUGCGCAAGAAGAAGGUCUGCGUUGUCGCGCCGAUUGCCGGUGAGACAAAGGUCUGGCAGUACAUCACACUCAUGAAGAGGAUCUACAUGAUCGACUGCCCGGGUAUCGUGCCGCCGAACCAGAGCGACACAGAUGAGGACCUCCUGCUGAGAGGCAGUGUACGAGUCGAAAACGUCGAGUAUCCGGCACAGUACAUUCCUACAGUGCUCAAGCGAGUACAGCCGAAGUACCUUCAGCGGACUUACGAACUCAAAGAGCCUGCCACAGAUGCCGUCACAUUCCUUGAGAUCCUUUGCAGGAAGAGCGGACGUCUUCUCAAGGGUGGUGAGGCUGAUAUCGAGGGUGCUGCCAAGAUGGUGCUGAACGAUUGGAUCCGUGGCAAGCUUCCCUGGUUCACGCCGCCGCCAUACAAGGAGGGCGAACAAGGCCCUGCUGUAGGCAUUGAGGGCCGUGAGGGUGCGCUCGGCGAGAUGAGCAAGAAGAGAAAGCGCGGUACCGACAGCGAAGCAGUAACUAGUGUUGCUGCUACCGUCGAUACCACCGGUGCGCCUCAAGACGAGGCCGAGAAGACCGACGGCGAAUUCGACGGCUUCAGCGAUGAAGACGAUGAGGUUGAUGAAGACGACGACGAGUCGGAGGAGGCGAAUCUCGCUGGAGGCGUGUCGCUCGAAAUCCCUAAUGUGGAGGAAGAUGAAGAAGAUGACGAAGACGUUGAAGCAGAUAUUGCAGCAAUAUCUGCCGCGUUAUCGAAAGCGAAGAAGCGGCAACGGAAAGUAUAGGAGCACUCUGAUGAUUGAAAUGAUACCCCUUUCUCGAGCCAUCCGGCUCAUCCUAUUCAUGUCUUCUCUUCAAUCAGCUCCCUGUGAUGUACCGAUAGCGUGGUGUCG